AGGACUAGGAGAGUAGAUGGAUGGAUGUGAUGCGGUGUUGGGUGUCCUGGCGUCACCAGUCACCACAGAAGCCAAAAAAUGGCAGCGAAGCUUCUGCUGCUCUCUCCUCCUUGUCUCUCUCGCCCUCGCAAUACUAAUAAUAAUCGGUUAAUCAAAACCACCAGCGCAGCCGCAGACAUAGUUGUUGCAGGCCGAAGAUUACACUCAUCAGCAGCAAGUGCCAUACAAGAAUAUUACCGCCCCAAUACCAGACGAUUUUGUCGUCGUUCUCAUGGGAGACGACGACUGUGGCUUCUUCACCCACAUCCCCCUGCCUGCAGAGCUCUUCUUCCAGUACGGUCAUCGCUUCACGAAACUCUAUCGUCUUCAGUAGUACCUGUAGCUUUAGCAGCGUAUCAUCUUGGACUCCAGCAUCCGAAUUCUCCUCCCCUGAUGACGAUACACUUCUUCCUCGCCGACAGCUUCGUGGGCGGCGGCUAUUCACAAGCCAGCUACUACACUUCCCUGGGACUGUUUGUCAUCUCCGUUCCCGGCCUUUGGUCCCUUAUCAAGCGCUCUGUCAAAUCCAAGAUCGUUCAGAAGACAUUUACUGCAGUGUCAGAUGGGGAGGGGAAUCUGAUGCCCAAUCAGGUGGCUGGAGCAAUUCUGUCCUUCUUUGCUCGCAACAAUUUCGUGGUGUUGGAGAGAGGAGAGACUAUUACGUUUGAAGGGAUGAUGGUUCCAAGUCGAAGCCAGGCAGCACUACUCACUUUCUGCACCUGCAUAAGUCUGGCCAGUGUUGCCCUCGUUCUUACCAUAACUGUUCCAGACGCAGGCAAUAACUGGUUCUGGCUGACCACAUUAAGCCCCCUAGCAGGCGCAUACUACUGGACAAGGGCAUCCAGGAAGGAACAGAUAAAAGUCAAAAUGAUAGUAGCAGAGAAUGGAAGCCUUUCAGAGAUCAUUGUUCAAGGUGACGACCAACAAGUAGACCGAAUGAGAAGGGAGCUUCAGCUGACGGAGAAGGGAAUGAUUUAUGUCAAAGGUAUCUUUGAGAGAUGAGAUUAGCUUGGUGAAUAAAAAUCUCCAAAACAUGGUCUUCUUUUGUUCACAAACUGGUCAAGGCAAUUUGAACAACAUUCCUACUUCGAUUUACUCCCCCAUGAAAGCUCAUUAUAC
Molecule: messenger RNA, 1158 nt
Organism: Coffea arabica (coffee)
Lineage: Eukaryota; Viridiplantae; Streptophyta; Magnoliopsida; Gentianales; Rubiaceae
Product: protein COFACTOR ASSEMBLY OF COMPLEX C SUBUNIT B CCB1, chloroplastic
Source: RefSeq, a predicted model, not a curated record